AUGGGUAAUUGCACUAAAAUGUGCUAUGUUAAUGAAGAAGUGCAAUAGGUAAAUCAUAAUGAAGAAUUCUUAAUUGAUACUGGACUAAAAAAUGAUGAUAUCUAAUAGCAUUCAACUUAAGCAAAACAAUAAGAAAAUAAAGAAGAUUAGUAUUCUCAAUACUCAAAUAGAAGUGUUCUUCCUCAUAUAAUCAUGAGUUCUGAUCAAAUAAUUGUUGAAUAAACAAUAGAAUCUACAAUUCCAGUUAAACUAGCAAGAAUAUUAAUGGAAGGUGGAUCCUACUAUGAAGGAGAAUGGAUGCAAGGAAAAAGAUGGGGACAAGGUGAACAAAAAUGGCCUGAUGGUUCAAUUUAUUAAGGAGAAUGGAAGAACAAUUAAGCCAACGGGUAUGGAAUUUUGACUCACCCUGAUGGCGAUGUAUACAAAGGUGAGUGGUUGAAUGAUUAAGCAAAUGGAAAGGGAAUUUAUAUAAACUACAAUAAAGCACAAUACGAUGGUGAUUGGAUUGCAGAUAAGCAACAUGGUUUUGGGAUAGAGAAAUGGCCAGAUGGAUCAGUUUUUGAAGGUUAUUAUAAGGAUGGUAAAAAGGAGGGAUUAGGUAAACUCAUUUAUCCUGAUGGGUCAAGAUAUGAAGGCAAUUUUUGGAAGAAUAAUUUACAUGGCAUAGGCAAAUAUUUUUGGCCUGAUGGAAGAACCUAUGAAGGAGAAUGGGUCGGAAAUUAAAUGGAGGGAAGUGGUACAAUGACAUGGAUUGACGGUAAGUAGUACAGUGGAGAGUAUAAGGAGGGAUAGAAACAUGGUGUAGGAACUUUUAUUUGGGAAGAUGGUCACAAAUAUAUAGGAGAGUGGGAUAUGGGCAAAUAAAAUGGAAUUGGAGAGUAUUUUUUUAUAAAUGGUACUUCACAUAAAGGAGUUUGGUAGGAUGGGAAACGAAUCAAGUGGGAUUGA
This is a messenger RNA of Paramecium tetraurelia, 948 nucleotides long. RefSeq lists its product as uncharacterized. The record is from RefSeq and is a predicted model, not a curated record. NCBI's taxonomy places the organism in Eukaryota, Ciliophora, Oligohymenophorea, Peniculida, Parameciidae. The transcript has 4 exons.